AUGAAUCUUAUUAAUGUCUUAAUCCUUUUAAUAUUCAAUUCGAUAUUAUGGGGUUCAAUUAAUUCUGUGAAAAAUAAAAAAGAUCAAAAGUUAAAUGAAGAAACUAAUCAAAAUUUAGCUGAAAAGGAGCCUGAAUCAUCGGCUAAUCCUCAAAGUCAAAAAUAUAAAAAUGCGAAACCUACUGAAACUACAAAAAACAUAAAAGGAAUGAAUGAGGAUGAAAAAAAAUUAUGGAGAGCUAACUAUUGGAAAGAUUACAGUCAAAAGAAUAAAGAAAGGUUAAGAGAGCGUAAGCAAAAGUAUAAUCAAGAUAAUAAGGAAAAAAGGCGAGAAUAUAGUAGAAAGUAUACCGAAAAUAAUGAAAGAAAGAGAGAAUAUGAUCGAGAAUACGUAAAAAAUAAUAAGGAAAAAAGACGAGAAUAUAUGCGAGAAUACCGUUUAAAAAAGAAAAAUGAAAAAAGACAAAAGGAUUGUCUAAAUUUAGCUAACAUUCAAUCAGAUAAUGAUAAAGGAAAUUUACAUAAUGAUUGUGUAGAUAAAGGAAAUAAUCCGAUUGUUUGCGAAAAGAACGAUCAAGAAGAGAACGAUUCUUUAAAUCAAGGAUCUUCUCAAAAGUAUGAUCUUCCCCAUAUUGAGGAAGGAAAUUCAUCUGUUAAUCAACAAACGGAUGUUAACCCUCAAGAGAACCCUCAUGAAGAAGAAAAUGUUCAAAUGGAAAAUUCUCAACAAUUAAAUGAACUGAAUGAUUUGGAUUAUCUGAAAUUUUUGUCUGAUAUUAAUUAUUUGGAUAAUUUAAAUUUCUUAAGAAAUUGUGAUGAUAAGUAA
Molecule: messenger RNA, 825 nt
Organism: Meloidogyne enterolobii
Lineage: Eukaryota; Metazoa; Nematoda; Chromadorea; Rhabditida; Meloidogynidae
Source: the annotation of a GenBank genome assembly